This is a messenger RNA of Raphanus sativus (radish), 1601 nucleotides long. RefSeq lists its product as uncharacterized. The coding region runs from base 312 to 662 and encodes 116 amino acids. The transcript has 5 exons. The record is from RefSeq and is a predicted model, not a curated record. NCBI's taxonomy places the organism in Eukaryota, Viridiplantae, Streptophyta, Magnoliopsida, Brassicales, Brassicaceae.
GAUUCUUCCUUUUCCUCUGCGUCGUUUCGACUAUCUGCGUUUCACCGUUCAUUCAUUCCUGUUCUUUAGUUUUCUCUUAAUGAGCUAUUCUUUCCUUCCAACUCCCUCUCUUUCUACUCCUAUAUAAACCACUUCGUCAAAGGCUCUCUACAACAUCCAUACAAUGAUAACAAUCGAUGGCUAUGAAAUUGAUUCAAACCUCCGACAAGUCUCGUGCUGCACUAUAUAUUUUGUCGACAUAUCACCAAGGCUAUCGGAGUCGGGAUUACGCUUUAGUUUGAUCUAUUUCUGGGAGGCCAGAAACACUGCCAAUGGUGGGAGCUGCUCAUCCUCGACGAACCAGGGGCACUGUGAUCUACCAGCCUCAACUCAAACCAGGAUCCACUUACAGCCUCAAGAAUUUAUUCGCUACGAAGCCGAAAGAGAUCUAUCGAGUUGCUGAUCUGCGUGUAACCAUUUGUUUCUCGCACAGCUCUGUCCUCUUCCAUCUUGAAUACCUAUCAACGCCGACCGGUUCAGAUUCUACUUACAUGAAGGUGAUCUCCAUUGAAAACGGCUUAUGUUUACAUGAACAAGAUGAAUCAGGCAAAGGACUGUUUUCCAUGUCUCUAAAACGCUACGAGAGGCACUCAUACGCCGAGAAACAGGUCAAUGGAACAUAGCAGGCUUAAGGCUAGGGUUGAUCUUUUGGAUACCAAAGGCAUUAUGUGGGAAAAUAUUUAGAAUCAAUUGCAUAAGUGAACUCCAGACUCUCGAGUAACAGCUGGACACUUCUCUUAAACAUCUUUGCUCCAGAAAAGUAUGUAUGUAUAUCUUCCUUAUGGACGCAUACUCAGACGCACACAUCUCUUUUAAAUUGUUUGAGUUUGUGCAGAUAUAAAUAUAUGCCUAACUAUUGUAAGUGAUUUGGAAAGAUUCUUAUUUAUCUUUAAAACUAUGGUUAUAGGUCAUGCAUGGUUUAGUGUUUGUCUCAUAUGAAUGAAUACAAUUUUGACUCAUUGGUGCAUAAUCAAUGUACGAGUCCCUCAACCACCUUCAAAGAAAGGUAUGUUAACACCACUUUAUCUCUGAAGUCGUGAGUAUGUGCGACUUAUGUAAACGGGGAUGCCAGCACCAAGACAGCUCUCAUAUUGGAAGACUUAUGAGGGACUUAGGGAUGGAGAUUUUUACUUGUGGGAUUGACCUGAUACAAGCAGAUGUUUGGGGGAAACUGAAGAAUUUUUUUUAAUCAAUCAGGUGUCCAACCGAGUUCAAGGAGCUUGCGGUGCAUUACUUGCGUGGAGGCGCACAAUGGUGGGUCAGUGUGGUUCGGAGCAUGCCUGUUGGAAAUAUUAACAAGAGUGCUCGGAGAUAUCGCUAAGAAUGGUUUCUUUUUCGUGGAAUUUCGUGGAAAUGGCAGGAGAGGGCAAUCAGGAGGAAAACACAUGCUUUGUAAAUAGUUGAUCAUUGUUUUUUUCUUCUUUUUUUGCGUUUCUUAAUAUUUGAUAACUAUUAUACUCUUUCAAGUUCCAGUGUUUUACUCCACUUCAGUCUCGAACUUGAGCUACCAUCGCUCCACUUUGGGCACCAAAUGUUUCUUAAAAUGAAGAAUUAGUUGUUUC